This is a messenger RNA of Solanum verrucosum, 570 nucleotides long. RefSeq names its product RING-H2 finger protein ATL54-like. The transcript is spliced from 2 exons. Lineage: Eukaryota; Viridiplantae; Streptophyta; Magnoliopsida; Solanales; Solanaceae. The record is from RefSeq and is a predicted model, not a curated record. Bases 1 to 570 code for a protein of 189 amino acids. Gene Ontology annotation, biological process: protein ubiquitination.
AUGAAUGUCCAACUUGCCAUGAGCCAGCUUAGAUUGGGCGGAACAAGGAGGAAAAUAAUGGCAGCUUCUGUAAAUCUGCAUUCAUUGAUAAUUCUACCACCACUACCACAAAAUUUCACAACUGAAGUUCCUCUUUCGCAGUCACCACAAAAAAAUACUGCCUCCAUCUUCUUGAUAAUUCUAUUUACAGGCUUAGGCAUUGCUGUCUACAUAUUUUGUUCCCUCGUCAUUCCCAAAAACUCAAGAGCUUCUUCACAGCCGGAGCAGCAAGUAGUAGUAGAAGAAGAAGAAGAAGAAUUAAGUGAUAUUCGAACAGUGAGUCUUCAUCCAUCAGUCAUCAGCACCAUCACAAUCCGCAAGUAUAAAAGAGGUGAAGGGCUAAUUGAAGGAACAGAGUGCUCUGUUUGCUUGAGUGAGUUUCGAGAAGAUGAAACUUUUAAGAUUUUGCCCAAGUGUAACCAUGCUUUUCACGUACCUUGCAUUGACACUUGGCUCAAAUCACACACCAAUUGUCCUAUUUGUCGUGCCAGCAUUGUCAUCACAAUACCCACUACUACAGCUUUCAGUUGA